This is a messenger RNA of Quercus robur (English oak), 768 nucleotides long. RefSeq lists its product as uncharacterized. NCBI's taxonomy places the organism in Eukaryota, Viridiplantae, Streptophyta, Magnoliopsida, Fagales, Fagaceae. The coding region runs from base 1 to 768 and encodes 255 amino acids. The record is from RefSeq and is a predicted model, not a curated record. The transcript is spliced from 2 exons.
AUGACCGUUGCACUUAGGAUGCUUGGUUAUGGAGUAACAGCUGAUUUUUUGGAUGAAUAUGUGAGAAUAGCCGAAAGCACUGCAAUGAUGAGUCUGAAAAAAUUUGUUGCAGCAGUGGUUGCUAUUUUCUUAGAGCAAUACUUGAGGUCACCAAACAAUGAAGACAUUGCUAAAUUGUUAGCCCAUGGCCAAAACCGUGGAUUUCCAGGCAUGUUGGGAAGUAUUGAUUGCAUGCAUUGGAAGUGGAAAAAUUGUCCAACUGCAUGGAAAUGGAUGUAUUGUGGUCAUCGGUCUCAUUUAUUUUCUGAGCUUGCACAAGGACGUGCUCCUGUAGUUAAUUACUCAAUCAAUGGUCAUGAUUACACAAUGAGAUAUUAUCUUGCCGAUGACAUAUAUCCAAAAUGGUCAACAUUUGUGAAGACAAUCCCAUCUCCACUAGGAGAUAAAAGAAAAUUAUUUGCAAAAGCUCAGGAGGCAUAUAGGAAGGAUGUAGAGCGCGCAUUUGGAGUACUUCAAACACGAUUUGCAAUUGUACGUGGACCUGCACGGUUUUUCUAUCAUGAAACAUUACAAGACAUUAUGAAAGCAUGCGUGAUUCUUCAUAACAUGAUUAUUGAAGAUGAGCGAGAUGAAGCUGAAGCAAUGGACUUCAAUUAUGAACAAAUUGAUGAGAUUUCAUGUACACUAAUGGCACAUGAGUCGACAAAUAAAUUUACGGAGUUCAUUCAAGUUCAUCAACGCAUUAGGAAUAAAGAAGUUCAUUCUUAA